AAGGCAGAAUGAUACUGGGCCAGAUGUGUCAGAUCAUUUGCACGAUACAGAUGAGUCUAUUGUGGAAGAAACUUUUGAUGAAGCCUCUACAAGCAACCAUUCCAACAAGCAAUUAGAUGAUGAGGUUGUUCCACCACUGAGACGCACAAAAAGCAUUCUGAUGGAUAGAGUACAAGAUUUUACCCAAGGUCUCUAUGAUUCAAGUAGUGACAGCGCAGAGGAGACUUCCAUUUCUAAGCAUAAAAGUUAUUCACAGAGGCUGAGAAGGUGGUCUUGCCGUCCUAUGAAUCUCAUGGAAUCGGAUGACUCAAACUUAGGUAGCGAUGAGGAGUAUGUUCCACAUUGCAUAGAGGAAAGCACAGAAAGUGAUAGCAGUAUGGAAUUAACCCUGGAAAAUGAAAAAACAGUGAACAAAGGAAGUUUGUCCAGAAAAUGUCAAGACACUUGUGGCGUAAACACCAAGAUGAAUCAGAUGUUGCGAAAGCAUUCAGUUUUCCUACAAGCUCAAAGGAAAGAAAACUACAAUUGGACUAUAUACGAAAUAAGGGAAACUUUGAGCACAACAGUGUUGUUUUGGAAACGCAAAAAGGAAAACUUAUCCCAUGGAAACAACCGGAAAAGAAAUCAGAGGGACAUAAAUUUGCACAUUGCAUUCACUGCUAUGGGUUGUUCUCAAGAAGAGCAAUGUGGCGGCAUUUCAAGGUCUGCAGAUUCAAACCUGAAAGUACUAAACCAGGUAAAACUAGAGUUCAGGCAUUGUGUGCAUUCGCUGAACCUACUCCAUCGGAAUAUACAGAUGCAUUUUGGAAGUUCUUAAGUGUAAUGAAUCAGGACCAGAUUGCUGUUGCAAUUAAAGAAGACCACUGCAUCCUCGAUUAUGGAUUCAGGUUGUUCAAAAAGAAUGAGAAAAUAGUCAGUCAACACCAAUACAUACGCCAAAAACUGAGAGAACUUGGCAGGCUUUUAUUGGAAGCUAAAAAAAUCACACGUGUGAAGACCAUUCAAGAACUCAUAAAACCUGAACAGUACACUCAGGUUGUCAAAGCUGCAAAGAACCUAUCUGGAUUCAGUGAGGAAACUGGCGAAUACCAAUGUCCCUCUCUUGCGCGCAAGGUAGGACACAGCCUGCAUUCAUUGGCUAUGUUUAUUAAGUCCGAAGGACUGAAAAAGAAAGACAAAGAAACCAUUAAAGAUGCCGAGGAGUUCGCACAGUUGUAUCAAGAGAGCUGGAGGUUUGAUAUUGCAAGCCAGGCAUUAACCCAGCUUAACCAGGCGAAAUGGAAUGCACCGCAACUGUUACCUCUCACACAAGAUAUUCAAAAGCUACAUUGCUAUCUAGAGGAAAAACAGCAGCAACACCUCAAAGAUCUACAAGAACAUCCUUCAUCCACAAAUUGGAAGGAAGUUGCAAAACUUCCCCCACAGCUGCGUCAGCUUGUUGGUUUUGAAAGCACUGGAGAAGUUGAAGAACAUGACUCACAGCACUCCACUCCCAGGGGUCUCCAGGUGCGAGGGCCCUCUGCUAUAGGUAGAUGA
Melanotaenia boesemani (Boeseman's rainbowfish) is the source of this 1536-nucleotide messenger RNA. RefSeq lists its product as uncharacterized. Lineage: Eukaryota; Metazoa; Chordata; Actinopteri; Atheriniformes; Melanotaeniidae. Bases 433 to 1536 code for a protein of 367 amino acids. The record is from RefSeq and is a predicted model, not a curated record. The transcript is spliced from 5 exons.